This is a messenger RNA of Hyposmocoma kahamanoa, 794 nucleotides long. RefSeq names its product proteasome subunit beta type-3 (gene Prosbeta3). Bases 128 to 745 code for a protein of 205 amino acids. Gene Ontology annotation, cellular component: proteasome core complex; proteasome core complex, beta-subunit complex. The record is from RefSeq and is a predicted model, not a curated record. The transcript has 5 exons. NCBI's taxonomy places the organism in Eukaryota, Metazoa, Arthropoda, Insecta, Lepidoptera, Cosmopterigidae. Gene Ontology annotation, biological process: proteasome-mediated ubiquitin-dependent protein catabolic process.
GCGCUCCCGAUAAAUUAAAAAAGCACGACGCGUUUGCCGAAUGAUAUGUCAAUUUUUCACUUUUCUGUCGAUUUAUGUUCAGAACUUAUUUUAUAAAAAGUGCUGGAAAUACUAAUUAAACAAUAAAAUGUCGAUCCUAGCGUACAAUGGAGGUGCGGUGGUGGCGAUGAAGGGCAAGGAUUGUGUGGCGAUCGCGACCGACAAGCGCUUCGGUAUCCAGGCACAAACUGUGUCCACCAACUUUCCCAAAGUAUACCAGAUGGGUCCCACACUUUACGUCGGCUUGCCUGGCCUCGCCACUGACACACAAACUGUAUAUCAGCGGCUGAAAUUCAGAAUGAAUUUAUAUGAAUUGAAGGAGAACAGAUUGAUGAGGCCAAAGACAUUCACAGCUAUGCUCUCCAACCUGCUCUACGAGAAGCGCUUUGGCCCUUAUUUCAUUGAGCCCGUCAUAGCCGGACUUGACCCUUAUGAUAACACACCAUAUGUCUGCAAUAUGGAUCUGAUUGGCUGCCCCAAUGAGCCCGAAGACUUCGUAGUUUCUGGCACAUGCUCAGAGCAACUGUAUGGCAUGUGUGAGGCUCUCUGGGAACCCAAUCUCAAACCUGAUGAACUUUUCGAAACUAUCUCCCAGGCGCUAGUGAACGCGGCGGAUCGCGAUGCGAUCUCAGGUUGGGGCGCGGUAGUUUACGUUAUUGAAAAGGACAAAAUCACCGAGAAGCAUGUCAAAACGAGGAUGGACUAAGUGCUUUAUAUAUGUGGCUGGCUGCAGUUUUAUUAUUAAAAUUCUUGAA